Lontra canadensis (Northern American river otter) is the source of this 1314-nucleotide messenger RNA. It is a transcript of the gene TMEM255B, whose product is annotated as transmembrane protein 255B. The coding region runs from base 1 to 1314 and encodes 437 amino acids. The transcript is spliced from 11 exons. The record is from RefSeq and is a predicted model, not a curated record. NCBI's taxonomy places the organism in Eukaryota, Metazoa, Chordata, Mammalia, Carnivora, Mustelidae.
AUGCAGCCGCCAGUGCCUGGGCCCCUGGCCCUGCUGGACACAACAGAAGGGUUUGCGAGGAGAAAGAAGUCCUCCCUUUGGUUUGUGGGGUCUCUGCUCGUGGUGUCUGCUGCCAUUCUGACCGUCGGCCUCGCCGCCACCACCAGGACGGAGAACGUGACCGUGGGGGGCUACUACCCAGGGAUCAUCCUCGGCUUUGGAGCUUUCCUAGGAAUUACUGGCCUCCCCCUGGUGGAGAACAGAAGGCAAAUGCUGGUCGCGGCCAUCGUGUUUGUCAGCUUCGGCGUGGUGGCGGCCUUCUGUUGCGCCAUCGUGGACGGCGUGUUCGCGGCCCGGCACAUAGAGCCCAGGCCCCUCACCGCAGGAAGAUGCGAGUUCUUUGCCAGCGAGGUGGGGUACGUGCACGACGCCUACCAGACGGAGGUCACCUGUCACUCCUCGAGCGGCUCGUGCCCCCUGAAGGUGAAGAGUGGCUCGUGCUACUGCUGUGAGCUCUACAGGUGCCAGAGCACAGAGCACCCUCCCGUCUACUACGAGUUCGUGGGCGUGCGCUCCUGCCGGGACGUGCUGCACCUGUACCGGCUGCUCUGGGCCUCCUCGGUGCUGAACGUGCUGGGCGCGCUUCUGGGUGUCCUCACGGCAGCUGUCCUGGGGGCCUUCAAGGACAUGGUCCCCCUGUCCCAGCUGGCUUACGGCCCGUCUGCUCCACCUCAGACCCUCUACAACCCUGCCCAGCAGAUCCUGGCCUACGUGGGCUUCUGCCGGGCGCCUGCGGCCCUCCCCACCUGCUCGUCCUACCCUCUGCCUCUCCAGCGCUGCGGCCGCUUCCCCGCCUCGACUCCCAGGGACCCCCCUGUGUCCGAGGACGCGCCGCCUCCCAAUGCCCCACCUCUCUGUGUGCCAGCCCUCUUCCUCCCCGGGUCCCCAGGACAGCUCUCCACACCCUACACACUGCACAGGCCCACGCUGACCCCCAGUCCCCAGGGCAGCUCCCCCAUCCCUGGCACGUGGUGCCUGCUCAUGCCAGGCCUGCAGUGUGUUGUGGAGGGCAGGACGAACCAGGAGUACAGCACACAUCCAGGGGACAAGAAGACAGUCACCAGCACGCCUCCAGGGGACAAGAAGACAGUCACCAGCACGCAUCCGGGGGACAAGAAGACAGUCACCAGCACGCGUCCGGGGGACAAGAAGACAGUCAUCACCGUGAAGCCGGACCCCUCGCUGAGCAGAGAAGCCCUAGGAACUUUAGGGGAAAUGUCGUCUGACCUACAGGAAGAAGAAAAUGUCCAGGAGGCAAGGCCCUUAUGCAACUAG